Messenger RNA from Sinocyclocheilus anshuiensis, 2298 nucleotides. RefSeq names its product tumor susceptibility gene 101 protein-like. The record is from RefSeq and is a predicted model, not a curated record. Bases 178 to 1359 code for a protein of 393 amino acids. Gene Ontology annotation, molecular function: ubiquitin binding. Gene Ontology annotation, biological process: protein transport; protein modification process; endosome to lysosome transport. Gene Ontology annotation, cellular component: ESCRT I complex. The transcript has 10 exons. NCBI's taxonomy places the organism in Eukaryota, Metazoa, Chordata, Actinopteri, Cypriniformes, Cyprinidae.
UCAUCAGUCAUCUGACCGGAAGUGACUUCUUGCAUUUCAGCCGUGAUUUCCUUUUUUGUUAUGGAUGCGAUGAUUUGAUUUUUAUGAGUUUACAUCCUUAACAACAACUACAUAAUUUAGCUAAUAAACGCUGUGCAGUCGUUUUAAGUAAUACAUUGGUUCAUAGUCUUUUUAAGCAUGGCGGCAAUCAUCGAAAGUUCCUUACGGAAAACGCUGUCAAAGAUUUAUAAAUACAGGGAUCUGACCUCACGCGACAUAACAAACGUCGCGUCUCACUAUAAAGAUCUUAAACCUGUGAUGGACAACUACGUGUUCAAUGAUGGCUCCACCAAAGAGCUGUUGAGUCUCACAGGAACAGUGCCAGUAAGCUACCGAGGAAAUGUGUACAACAUUCCCAUCUGCCUGUGGCUUCUGGACACGUACCCCUACAACCCUCCCAUCUGUUUUGUCAAACCCACAAGUGCCAUGAUGAUAAAAACAGGGAAACAUGUUGAUGCCAAUGGAAAGAUUUACCUCCCAUAUCUGCAUGAAUGGAAACCUCCCCAGUCUGAAUUGUUAGGUCUGAUCCGGGUGAUGAUUGUGGUGUUUGGAGAGGAACCACCAGUUUUCUCACGGCCCACCACUCAGGCAGCUUACCCAGCAUUCCCAGCAGCAGGCCCACCUAACACUUCUUACAUGCCAAGCACACCAGGGUUGCCUUAUGGUCAAGGUCACCCUGCCAAUCCAGCUGGAUUUCAGGGCUACCCUUAUCCUGCAGUAGGCUCUGGAUACCCCACUACCUCAGGCUCCUCUCUCUAUACCCCAGUGUCUUCUGUCACUACAGUGGGACCCACCCGUGACGGUACCAUCGGGGAGGACACAAUCCGUGCAUCUUUGGUGUCUGCAGUCAGUGACAAGUUGCGCAGGCGGAUGAAAGAAGAGAUGGAUCGAGCACAGGCAGAGCUGGAUGCACUGAAAAGGACAGAGGAGGACCUAAAGAGAGGCCACCAGAACCUGGAGGAGAUGGUGACCAAUCUAGACCUGGAGAUGGCUGAUGUUGACAAAAACAUUGAUCUCCUUAAGCAGAAAGAUGAGGAGCUGACUGUUGCUCUGGGAAAAAUUGAGAACCAGACUGAGAACAAUGAUAUUGAUGAUGUGAUUGUGCCCACUGCUCCCCUUUAUAAGCAGAUCCUGAACCUCUACGCUGAAGAAAACGCCAUAGAAGACACGAUCUUCUACUUGGGUGAAGCAUUACGCAAAGAUGUCAUUGACUUGGAUGUCUUUCUUAAGCAUGUGCGCCUUCUCUCCAGAAAACAGUUCCAGUUGAGAGCCCUGAUGCAGAAGGCCCGGAAAAUAGCAGGCCUCAGUGACCUUUACUGACCUGCCCAAAUAAAUCAUUCCCCCUCUCAGUUAUAACACAUGCACUGUAUGGUAAGGACCCUACAUUUUAUCCAAGGACAGGAGGUUUGGGACCCUCCUUUUCUUAAAUCACAGUCUUUCUAAGUACAGAAAGAUGUGAAAGGUGACUAAUAUACCCAGGGCCAAUAUAUUAUGAAAAAAUGAAGUGACCUUUGAGGUUCUUACCUUUGCAGAGAGGAAAACAAUAGAAGGAAAUCAAACAUUUGCAAGAAAUUUUUGCUCAGCUAUGGAGUUUAGCAUAGACUUAUAAAAACGGCAACCAUUGCACUUUAUGUAACUUGUGCCUCAUAUUCUUCUAAAGUAUCAGAUAUUCAGAUACAGGGUAAAGGGAAAGAAGUUUGAGAAUUACAUUCAAUAUGCUCAAACUAAAUGUCUUAUUUUUAUGUAGUUUAAUCUCCAAAUAUGUACCUGUUCUGAAUAAUUCUCUUAAAAUCAGCACUGUUUUAUUUUUAGAUAAGUUAGUAAAUCAAUCUUCUUAACAUCUCAGAAUCUAAUUAUAUCAUUAUGAAUGCUUCAUCAUUAUCAUUGUCCACUACAUAACACACCUUUGCAGUCCUGCUUGUGAUUUAUACAUGUGUUGUCAAUUAUAACAUUCUUAUUUACAGUUGUUAUGCAGUCAGUUUACAAGAAUGUGCUUGGUAUUCAUGCAGAUUUAAUGACAAGAAUAUUAUGCAGACAUUUUGAGAUUGAACUUGUAUAUCUAUUUGAGAUGUGAUGCAUAAAACCACAAAGUAUGAAGGGAACAUUUUCUGUGAAAAAAUACUUGGAGUAUUGUUUGAUUGCUGGUUUAAUCAUGGAUGAAGCGUUUUGCUUGCAAUCAAGGGAAACAAGGAAUAACAAAUUGAUUGUGCAGUAUCUCUUGGAGGUAUAAGUACAUUUAAAAAAUGAAUAUCUGAAAUA